AUGCAAGAGCCUGUACGAAGAGCUACGGUACUGGUGCCUUUGACUGGGCAGGAUAUAUCCACCCAGGCUAUUCCAAGACGCGCCACGGCCCCAGGAGACUCGGAAUUGUAUCGAGGUCGACACAGAUAUACCCUCUUGGAGACGCAGUCGAACUCUAUGCCGUCACAACCACGAGACAUUACAUCUGGCUCGUCUUCACAGGCGAGUCUAGAGCCCGGUAACGUCGAGGGAUUCCGUCACCUAGCGCACAGCAUUGUUUCGAGAACGUUGGCACUUGAGUGCGAGUACGACCGAAUGGGGCGACCGGAUCAGGACGAACACGCAUGGAAGAUGCUAAAAACACACAACCAUCUUCGUGUCUACAAGCGUAAGGUCCAGCAGUGCUUCAAACUGAGUCAGAGUCGGGUUGGAGAAUCGUUUAAGAAAGCUCCAAUGGUCAUCUGUGUUGGCUCUGUUGAAGGGACGGUGGAGGACAUUCUCUACGGAAUUCACGCCAAGACUCGUUGUGAGAUGAGAGCAACCAUGAAUUUCAUGGGUAGAAACCCUCUCGACUGCGACGUAUUAGCUAUGCUCGACUGUGGCUCCAAGAAAGACCCGUAUCGUCAAUUGUCUAUCAAAUACCUCCUGGCCGAGACAUUCGGAGAUGCACGAGUAGUGAACGAUCGCGACGUCUGCUCACUUGAGUCUAUGGGUUUUGGCCACGAUUCAAGAGGUAAGCGCUACGGCUAUUACCUUCUGCGAAGCGUAGACGUGCCGGAGUGUUCUUCAUUACCCAAAGACAGCGGCGUGGUGCGUGCUAGCGUUACCAUGUGCUGCAUUUACCGGCAAGUACAAGGCGCUGUAAAGGUGUACAGUAAAGCGGUGCUUGAUCUGGGUGGGUCUCUUCCAGAAUUUCUGGCUUAUGAUGCCGCGACGGAAUUACUGCUUUCCAAUGCCGAGGCGAUUACAAGUGCUACAGCCAAACGCCUUACCGUUCUAGCUCUUCAGAGGGUUCAGGCACAAAAGUCUGAAGAAUCUCAAGACCUCACGUCCUCUUCAGAAUCGGAAGUGCUUUUGAGUAGCUCACGAUACGCCAAAUCGUACAAUUUCCGUAGUACCCAGAGUCUGUUGAUCACAACGCCGUCUUCCACAAAUGCCGUGCAGUUGACAGCGGCCCAGAAAACUCCAAUUCAGCCCUGCGGUUUGUGUGACAAGAUGCCAAAGAUGGCAAAGUUUGUUCGUUCAACACACCGCAAUUGCGGUGUAUGUAACCGAUGCGUUUGCAUGAAAUGCAGCGUUAAGCAGAGAUUGUACGCCCGUUCGGAAUCAGUAAUCAUUACUUGCUGUAAAGGCUGUAUUCUGACAGCCAAGAAGCUAAAAGUGGACCCUCGCGACCCGUUCCCAAUGCUGCCAUGA
Messenger RNA from Peronospora belbahrii, 1395 nucleotides. Lineage: Eukaryota; Oomycota; Peronosporomycetes; Peronosporales; Peronosporaceae. The record is from the annotation of a GenBank genome assembly.